Diaporthe citri is the source of this 1224-nucleotide messenger RNA. RefSeq lists its product as uncharacterized. The record is from RefSeq and is a predicted model, not a curated record. The coding region runs from base 1 to 1224 and encodes 407 amino acids. NCBI's taxonomy places the organism in Eukaryota, Fungi, Ascomycota, Sordariomycetes, Diaporthales, Diaporthaceae. The transcript is spliced from 6 exons.
AUGCCCGCCGACAAUUUGCCAAAUCUCUAUGUCGACAAGCUUCUGUCUCAGGCUCGAGCCACGGGCGGCCUAAAGGACAGCAAACCAUUUGCCGUUCAGUUACAGAACAACAAAGUAGACGAGCUACUGGGAAAGAUAACGUCACUAGUCCAGUCUCGCCUACCACGACAUGACACGGCGUCUUCUAAACCGUUGCAACUUGCUAGAGAAAACCGCGGUAUCGUCAUCGGUGCCAGCGAGGCCAACUCUUACUUAGAGGUAGUCCCUGAAGCUAUCUUUGGCGAAUAUGAUUGGAUGUUGGCAAACGCACGUUAUGGAAGACUACUCUCCCGGGCGGCGUCUUCUCUCUUCUGCGCCGGUGUGACGGGGAAGACCGAGGAAUACUUCCUAGAGGUCAUCGACCAGCUCGAGAGCGAGUUGGAGCGUUGGAGGAUGACGACCCCAGUGAACGGAAAGCCGAACGACACAUUCAGGAUCAAUCUCAUUGAGACCUCCCUCCUCAGGACGGCUUCUGUCUGGACCCACCUUAUGUACAACAGCUUCAGGUUAGCCCUCUGCCGCGCGAGGCUGUAUCUGGCGGCGAGGACACGCGGGCUCGUGAGUACGGCCAGUCAGGCCGAAAGCACGAGCAUCAUGUCCGAGGCCGCGCGGAACGUGCUGGAGUUGGCAGCUUUCAUCGACGUGGAUCCCUCUACUCCGUUUUGGUUCGCUGCUGGGAUCCCUAUGGCGUCACUCCUGGUCGUAUUCGACGUGGUGAUAAGCUAUCCGAAACACCCGGAAACAAACACGAACCUCGCUCUGCUGGACGUCGCGGGCGGCCACUUCAGCAGGAUCGAGUACGCGAGUGCUGGUUGGCUUCCGGGCUCUCUCCUAACUCAGUUCUCACAAAUCGCUCGAGAGUAUGUGAGCAGGGGCAAGACUAAUGACGGGAGCAGCGUGCUACCCGGCAAGCCACAGACCGAGAGAGUCACAUCAACAAGCUCAGGAAAAGUACCUCAACCGGCGCUGGAUGGCGACCUUGGAGCCACGAGCGGUCCUCCUCUGCAGCCCGCGUUUGAUACGGUGCCGAUUCCUAGUGGAGACCAGGAGUUUCAAUUGUCGGAUAUGUUGUAUUUCCCUAUGGGCGAUGACCCUUCCCAAUUUGGCGAUGGGCUACUAAACGGCACGGACUUGAUGGAGCUAUUUCAUUCGUCCAUUCCUUGGGACUACCGGAUGGACGAAUAA